GUUGAAAGGAGAGAAGCAAUGGGAAGAAAGGAAGAAGAGAGACGCCGAGGAGGCGAAAAAGAGAAAGUGGGAGAGUCAUGGCUCCCAAGGUUCCAACAAAAAGGGGAACCACGGAGGAGGAUCUUUCCGGGCACCACCGCCACCAUAUAGGGGGAACCAAGGCCCGAGUGGGCAAGGCGCGAGGUCACAAACCUCAGUGGUAGCUCGUUGCAACAAUUGCAAGAAGAACCACUCCGGUAAAUGUCGCGACCCCCCUAGAUGUUUUCAAUGCGGGGAUGUCGGGCAUUUGAAGGCACAUUGCCCACAAUUGAGUGGGGCAAGGACAUCGGGACCGAGUAGCGGUCCGACGGGUACACGGAAUCAAACCGGAGCUUCUCAAGCGAGCCGGGGACAUGGGGGAGCGAGUACGAGCAACGCGCCAUCCGUGAAUCAAGGAAGAACUCAAGCUAGAGUUUAUGCGAUGACGGAGGCGGAUGCUCGAGCUAACCCGGACUCGGUUGCAGGUAUUGCCUCUUGCACAAUUGUAUUUUGUCCAUAUUUAAUCCAUAAAUUGAUGACAUAAGUCAUAGGGAUUGAGUGCGAGCCAUUUCGGGGUCAAACGGCGAAAUUCGGGCCAAAACUGACCAAAAACAGGGACGCACGAUCGUGCGUCCAACCCCACGCACGAUCGUGCGUAGGGGACAGUGGUUCCAGGUGAAUUUCGCGCAGGACGCACGACCGUGCGUGCCGGUACGCACGCCGUGCGUGGACGCACGAUCGUGCGUGGCCGGGUACGCACGAUCGUGCGUAACCGGCAGUGGUCGGAUUCGACGUUUCUUCACGCACGCACGACCGUGCGUGUCCCACGCACGACCGUGCGUGGACCCCAGCCGCCCGAAACCUAAGUUUUUCCUCUCGUUCUUCUACGAUUGGACCCCCGUUUGAUUCCGAACAUCUAUAUGAACCUAUUAACCUCCAAAAAGUGUCCUAAACCAUUAGAAAAGGUAUCUUACAUGGUGUAUAAAUGUAGGAACAUUAAAGAUUAAUGGGAAGGAUGCACGAAUCCUUAUCGAUACCGGAGCGCAACGUUCGUUCGUGAGUGAGGCGUUCGCCGAGGACUUAGGGGUACAAUCAACACCAAUGACGCACACAUUAGUGGUAUCAACACCACUAGGGGAUGAUGUCGAAAGAACUAGUUAUUAUCCAUCUUGUGAGGUGGAAAUUGAUGGCCAAACCUUGACGUGUGAUUUCGUACCGCUGAGUAUGAUGGAGUUCGAUGCAAUCCUAGGGAUGGAUUGGCUAGAAAAGCAUCAUGCUAGGGUAGAUUGCUACACAAAGGUUUUGGAACUCGAAGGCAAUAAUGGGGACACCCUACGCUUCGAGGGGGAUCGAGGCAAAUCAAACAGUUGUAUUAUUUCCGCCGUGAGAGCGAGAAGUAUGAUGAGAAAGGGAUGUCACGCAUAUCUAGCAUACGUGGUUGACAAAACCAAGGAGGAAACGAACAUUGACGACGUGAGGGUGGUUUGUAAGUACCCGGAUGUCUUCCCUAAAGACCUACCGGGGCUUCCACCUGAUAGGGAGAUUGAAUUUGUGAUCGAGGUCGAGCCUGGUACCAAACCAAUCUCCAUACCGCCAUACCGUAUGGCACCCGCUGAACUUAACGAGUUAAAAACCCAAUUGCAAGAGCUUUUGGAUAACGGUUUCAUCAGACCAAGCCACUCCCCAUGGGGGGCACCGGUCCUUUUUGUGAAAAAGAAGGAUGGAACACUUCGAAUGUGCAUUGACUAUCGUCAACUGAACAAGGUCACAAUCAAGAAUAGGUAUCCCUUGCCUAGGAUUGAUGACUUGUUUGAUCAACUACGAGGAGCAACCGUGUUUUCAAAGAUUGACUUGAGGUCGGGGUACCAUCAAUUGAAGAUUAAGGAGGAUGACAUACCGAAGAGUGCUUUCCGCACGAGAUAUGGGCAUUUUGAGUUCCUUGUUAUGUCGUUUGGGUUAACAAAUGCCCCGGCGGCAUUCAUGGACUUAAUGAACCGAGUAUUUCACAAAUACUUGGACCGAUUCGUGAUUGUGUUCAUUGAUGACAUCUUGAUCUACUCAAAGAGUGAGGAAGAGCAUGAGGAGCACUUGAUACUUGUUCUUGAGACACUACGGGAGAAGCAACUCUAUGCCAAAUUUUCUAAAUGUGAAUUUUGGCUUAAGGAGAUUGGCUUUCUCGGGCACGUGGUUUCUGGAUCGGGAAUUGCUGUUGAUAACAAGAAGAUAGAAGCCAUUACCGAGUGGGAGAGGCCAAAGAACGUUAAGGAAAUUCGUAGUUUCCUUGGAUUGGCAGGCUACUACAGGAAGUUCGUGGAGAAGUUCUCUGUUUUGGCAUCACCAUUGACGAAGCUCACUCGUAAAGGAGCUAAGUUUGUAUGGGAUGACAAAUGUGAGAAGGGGUUCAUGGAACUAAAGAAACGGUUGACCGAGGCACCGGUACUUGCAUUACCCAAACAGGGUGUGGGGUACGAUGUCUAUAGUGACGCGAGCAUCCAAGGGUUUGGGUGUGUACUGAUGCAGGAAGGGAGGGUAAUUGCCUAUGCUUCACGACAGUUGAAGAAGCAUGAGGUAAAUUAUCCUACCCAUGAUUUGGAGCUGGGAGCGGUGGUGUUUGCACUGAAGAUUUGGAGACAUUAUCUCUACGGAGAGACAUGUCACAUAUAUACCGAUCAUAAGAGCUUGAAAUACGUGUUUACUCAGAAAGAGCUAAACAUGAGACAGAGACGGUGGAUGGAGUUGAUAAAAGACUACCAUCUGGUGAUAGAGUAUCACCCAGGCAAGGCUAACGUGGUGGCAGAUGCUUUGAGCCGGAAAAGCUCGUCUGGGCCAUUGCUAGCUAAUUUGAGGGCAUUAAGAGCCCAACUGGAGGUAUCCAGCGAUGGUGCCUUAUUGGCACGAUUUGAGGUGAGACCCACUUUACUUGAUGAGAUCAAGAAGGGUCAGGAAACCGACGAAGAAAUUAUGAAGAUCCGGGAACGCAUGCAAGCGGGACCGGUGGAGGACUUCCGAGAAAGAGAUGACGGUCUCUUAUUAUUUCGUGACCGAGUGUGUGUACCGGCAGAUGACGAGCUCCGAAAGUCCAUCUUAGAGGAAGCUCAUUCAUCGGCUUAUGCCAUGCACCCGGGGGGCACGAAGAUGUACCGUGACCUGAAGGAGAGUUACUGGUGGUCAGGUAUGAAGAGAGAAAUAGCCGAAUAUAUCAGUCGAUGCCUUACUUGUCAACAAGUUAAGGCAGAGCAUCAGCAUCCAGCGGGCUUAUUGCAACCACUUUCCAUUCCUGAAUGGAAGUGGGAACACGUGACUAUGGAUUUUGUGGUAGGGUUGCCACGGACGAUCAGGAACUAUGAUGCAGUUUGGGUUGUUGUAGAUAGGCUCACAAAGAGUGCACACUUCUUACCUAUCAACACUACUUACCCACUCGAGAGGUUAGCCAAAUUGUACACGGAUGAGAUCGUGAGGCUACAUGGGGUUCCAGUGACCAUUGUAUCCGAUAGAGACCCACGAUUCACAUCACGUUUUUGGCCGAAAUUUCAGGAGUCUAUGGGAACGAGGUUGAAGUUCAGUACUGCUUUCCACCCACAGACGGACGGGCAGUCUGAAAGAGUCAUACAGAUCUUAGAAGACAUGCUGAGGGCUUGCGCAUUAGAGUUCCAAGGAAGUUGGGACAACCACUUAGCACUUGUGGAGUUUGCCUAUAACAACAGUUAUCAGGCAAGCAUCGGCAUGCCUCCAUACGAGGCAUUGUAUGGGAGGAGAUGCCGUACACCAUUAUGCUGGGAUGAGGUUGGCAUGGCCAAACUCGAGGGUACUGAGUUGGUUGAGGUCACCAAGUCAAAGGUGAAGUUGAUUCGAGAGAGACUCAAGGCGGCUCAGGAUAGGCAAAAGAGUUAUGCGGAUAAGCGUCGAAGGACCUUAGAGUUUAAGGUUGACGACGAGGUAUUCCUGAAAGUUUCUCCUUGGAAAGGAAUCAUUCGAUUCCAAACCCGAGGAAAGCUUAACCCACGAUAUAUAGGCCCAUUCAGAAUUAUAGAGAGGGUUGGGGCCGUAGCAUAUCGUCUACAGUUGACUCCUGAGUUGGAGAAGAUUCAUAAUGUAUUUCACGUGUCCAUGCUUAAGAAGUAUGUGCAUGAUCCUUCUCAUGUGUUGGAGAAGCCGCCCGUGGAGGUACGUGAAGAUUUGAACUAUGCCGUGCAACCGGUAAGAGUUAUUGACAGAAAAGUGAAGAAACUGAGGAGUAAAGAAGUUCCAAUGGUUAAAGUCCUUUGGAAGAGUGACCGGGUCGAAGAAGAGACUUGGGAAACAGAAGCCUUGAUGAGGAAGCAGUAUGCAUUCCUAUUUGAGUAAAGCUGUGAAUUUCGGGGACGAAAUUCCUGUUAAGGGGGGGUGAACUUGUGACACCGCUCCCGAAGGUCCUUGAAAAUUUGAUUUGAAUAUUCAAAGCUUAUGUAUUGGAUUUCUGAUUCCCAAACAUUUUGUAAAACGAUCAAUGUUCUACGUAGUGCAUGGUUGAAUAUCGUACUGUUCAAACUCGUACAUUAGUGUCGGGUUUCGCAAAUACUUACUCGGGACUUAUUAAUAAAUAAAAGAGCCCAACAUUAUCUAUAUAAGUGAUCGAAGGAUUAAAGAAGAAUACAAAUGCCUAUAACCC
Molecule: messenger RNA, 4666 nt
Organism: Cuscuta epithymum
Lineage: Eukaryota; Viridiplantae; Streptophyta; Magnoliopsida; Solanales; Convolvulaceae
Source: the annotation of a GenBank genome assembly